Messenger RNA from Dovyalis caffra, 1071 nucleotides. The record is from the annotation of a GenBank genome assembly. Lineage: Eukaryota; Viridiplantae; Streptophyta; Magnoliopsida; Malpighiales; Salicaceae.
AUGGGUUUAUUCACAAAACCCUCUUCUCUUUUCUCUCUUCCUCUGUUUGUGAUCACAAUUUUUGGAGUUUUAGUGAUAGCCGCAACAGCUGCAGAUUACACAACUUUGGUUUUCAAGGGAUGUGCUGACCAAAAAUUUCAAGACCCAUCAGAGAUCUAUUCUCAAAACCUCAAAACCCUCUUGGAUUCUUUGGUUUCACAAUCUUCACAGAAAAACUUUUUCACAACAACAUCUGGUGACGGUCAAAAUGCCAUUAUGGGUCUAUACCAAUGCAGAGGGGAUCUCACUAACAACCCUUGCUAUGCCUGUGUGAGCAAAAUCCCAGACUUGAUUGACAAAUUUUGUGGCAAAGUCAUAGCAGCCAGGGUCCAACUUAGUGGGUGUUACCUUAAAUACGAGGUUGUUGGUUUUAAGCAGGUGUCAGAAACUGAGUUGCUAUACAAGGUUUGUGGGUCAAGUAAGGCGAGUGGAGCUGGGUUUGAGGAGAGGAGAGAUGCAGCUUUUGAAACUAUGGUGAAUGGUGUAAAGAAUGGUAGUAAUGGGUUGUUUUACACUGGAGAAUACCAGUCAGUGUUUGUUUUGGGGCAGUGUGAAGGGAAUUUGUCAAGUGGGGAUUGUGGAAAUUGUGUGAAUAGUGCUGUGCAGAGUGUGAAAAGUGAGUGUGGUGACUCAAUUUCUGGGCAACUGUAUCUGAACAAGUGCUAUCUUAGCUACAGCUACUACCCAAAUGGAGUGCCUAACAUUUCUUCCACUUCAGAUGUAGGGACAAAGCAACAUACGCAGAAGACAGUGGCCAUUGCAGUCGGAGGAGUGGCAGCUUUAGGGUUUGGAAUUGUUUGUUUGAUGUUUGUAAGGUCUAUCUUCAAUAAAAGACGUGGUAAGCAUGAAGAUAUUACAUCUUUUGGUGGUGUGGAUAGUGGGGAUGGGUUUGUUCAUAAGGAGGUAGUUGCGGUUUCGAGUGAUGUGAAGGUUUUGCCUAUUAGGUCUAAUUCGAAGAACAAACGAGAGAGGGAGGAAACGAUAAUGAUAGUGGUUAGUGGUCAUGGAUGUGAUGGCGAGGUGGUUGUUUGA